Molecule: messenger RNA, 2373 nt
Organism: Amorphotheca resinae ATCC 22711
Lineage: Eukaryota; Fungi; Ascomycota; Leotiomycetes; Helotiales; Amorphothecaceae
Exons: 5
Coding region: 332-2047 (571 amino acids)
Biological process (GO): carbohydrate transport; transmembrane transport
Cellular component (GO): plasma membrane
Molecular function (GO): carbohydrate:proton symporter activity
Source: RefSeq, a predicted model, not a curated record
UGGGGAUUGGUCAAUGCUCUCUUACAAUAGCACUAAUCUCUCCAUCUAUCGUCGACGGAUGCUUCGGACUUGCACUUCGGCCAGUUUUUACUGAACAUGCGUCCACGAGGCCAUGCGAUAGUAUGCGCGGUGUCUUUCAUCGACAAAGCAUAUCGCGAAUCACCAACGUGGAAUGGCAAGGAAUCGAGGGGAAAGAGCCGUAUUCGUGUUGGUCAUAGCCCUCCCUGUCACUGGUCUGCGGCCGGCCGUCAAGGCUGAGCAGUCCUUAUAAGCUCAGGACGUUGUUGGUCUCAUAGCUGCAAUUCAAGUACGAAUUACCUUAGGCUUCACAAUGGUCAAAUUAUCAAAACCAGCGAACAUAUUCCGGCUUGGUCGUGGCAAGGCUACUGCAUCAGAUGGAGCUGUCACGGCCGAAACCAACAAGUAUACCGGUCCUUACGAUGACUCCCCAAUACCGCGUCUCUCAAUUCACUCCUUUAUCAUGGGCGUUUUCGUCUCGAUGGGAGGCUUUAUAUUCGGUUAUGAUACCGGCCAAGUCUCGGGAUACUUGGGGAUGUCGAACUUUUUGAGCCGCUUUGGACAGAAAAACUCAAAUGGCGAUGGAGGCUACCAUUUUAGCAAUGUCCGCUCUGGUCUUAUAGUCGCCUUGCUCUCUGUUGGUACCCUCAUGGGGGCUUUGAUUGCAGGCCCUAUUGCCGAUCGCAUAGGGAGAAAAUGGUCGAUUUCUGCAUGGUGUGUCAUGUUGCAUAUCGGUCUGAUAGUUCAGAUAUCAGCAACACAGGGCAAGUGGUAUCAAGUCGUCGUCGGAAGAUGGAUUGCAGGUCUAGGCGUUGGUGCUCUGUCCCUCCUAGUGCCCAUGUAUCAAGGCGAGAGCGCGCCUCGUCAAAUUCGGGGUGCUCUCAUCAGUACUUACCAACUUUUCAUUACGCUUGGAAUCUUUGUGGCAAACUGCAUCAAUUUUGGGACGGAAAAGCGCACAACCACAGCCUCGUGGCGUAUCCCAAUGGGUAUUUCGUUCCUCUGGGUUCUCAUCCUGGGUAUUGGCAUUAUCUUCUUCCCGGAAAGUCCUCGCUACGACUACCGUCACGGGCGAAUCGACAAUGCUGCGAAGACCAUGAGCAAACUCUAUGGUGUCCCAGAGAAUCAUAGGGUGGUUGUGGAAGAGCUUGCCGAAAUCAAGGAGAAGCAUGAGGAGGAACUGCGACACAAAGACCAGAAAUGGUGGGAGAUGUUUACCGCACCUCGCAUGGCAUAUCGUAUCACCCUGGGGGUCGUCUUGCAAGCGUUGCAGCAGCUGACCGGCGCCAAUUACUUCUUCUAUUACGGGACGAUAAUUUUCAAGAGUACGGGCAUCAACAACAGCUACGUAACUCAGAUGAUCCUCGGCGGAGUCAAUGUUGGAACUACCUUUCUCGGACUGUAUGCAAUCGAACAUUUCGGUCGUCGGAAGUCCUUGAUUUUUGGCGCCUGCUGGAUGUUUGUUUGCUUCAUGAUAUUUGCAUCCGUGGGUCACUUUUCCCUGGAUCGAAAUGAGCCUCAAUCAACACCACAUUCAGGUAAGGCGAUGAUCGUUUUCGCCUGCUUGUUCAUCUUAGGAUUUGCAUCAACCUGGGGCCCCAUCAUCUGGACGAUCUGCGCCGAAUUAUAUCCCUCUCGCUACCGUUCGAACGCCAUGGCAUUGUCCACUGCCUCUAACUGGGGUUGGAACUUCCUCCUUGCAUUCUUCACCCCUUUCAUUGUCGGGGACAUCGACUUUCGCUAUGGAUAUGUUUUUGCAGGCUGCCUCUUUAUCGCAGGGGCCGUUGUAUACCUCUUCGUCAUUGAAGGCCAAGGAAGAACAUUGGAAGAGAUCGAUACCAUGUACCUCCUUCACAUCGAUCCCCGAAAAAGCAGCAAAUGGAUCGCCCCUCCUCCAGAAGAGCUCAUCACAACCGAGAAACUCGUCCGUGGCGAGGUUUCCGGGACCGCCGACCCCGAGCAGAAUGCUAGCACGGGAGCAGCGGCGAAGGAGACGGCCCCUGAGCCUAUUACACAGCAUGCUGAGUAGAAUCGGGGUCGGUGCUAAUAAGUAUGACCGACGAUUUCACUCUGUCACUCAGGUCAUAACCCAGAACCCCAAAGGAGAAGGGUAUCAUAUCACCAUACUUCCAUUUUUGCGCCUCUUACAGUGCCUACUAUCUUAAUAUGAACCUAAUAACCCUCCUCGCUCUUAUUCGAAUCGAGCACUUGUUUUUUGAAUAGGGGCUGCAAAUUUGUAUGGUGGCUAGGUACCUAGCAAAGGCUUUCGUUUUCCGGGGUAACUGCAUCGUUCUAUGUAUCCACCAAUAAUAAAUCUAAGAUCCAAUAUACCUUACUGUGAACAGUCAAUAGGAG